AGGACCUGUAUCAGGGGGUGAUGGACAAGCUGAAGGGGCUCCAGCUGCAGCCGGGCUGGUCUGCAGUUGGGAAGACCAGGGAGGGCUAUGAGAGGCUGCGGAGGCAGGUGGAGCAGGAGGUGAUCCGACGUAGGUCUCUGGCCCAGCAGCUCAGGCAUCUCUUGGACAGUCAGCUCGGGGUCCUGAGGACAGAGCUGAUGGCCCAGCAGACGGUGCACAGGACCUUCGGGGCCCAUCUCAGGGAGUGUGUGAGGCUACUGGGCCAAGCAGUGGACAACACUGACCACCCUCUCUGGGAUGAACACCCACAACAUGUUGUUCAGAGGGUGGCGUCACUGACAUCCGAGAUGGCAGAGCAGGUGUCGGGGGAGUGCCAACGACAGGGGGCUUGGGCGACCCUGGGAGAGGGCACAGGGGCGAAACUUCUGUGUCCUGACACUGGCUCCGUCCUUAGCAAGGAGGACAUCAUAGCCCCUGACGGGUCAGUGCGUGCCUGUGGAGCGGUCCAAACAGACUCUGUCACAGGUCUCAUACUACCGAAACCCCACACCCACAUGCUCCUGGCCAGCGGGCACAGUAUGCCAGUGCCCCCUGACUUCUUCCUCCACCCUCAGACUGGCAGACUGCUGCCUGUAGCUGGCAACGUGGGCUAUGACCCAGCCAGCUCUAUCCUAGUCUUCACAACAGACUCAUGUACAGGGGAUAUGAGAAAGUGGGAGUUUCCCCUCCUGCCGUUUGUGCCAUACCCCCUCUCCCGCCAUUCAGCCCAGCCCGUGACGACCCAACUGAGAGGCCUCCGCCCUGGACAAAGACUGCUGCUAGGGAGACCCAUGUGUGACCCUGACACAGGCGUGCUGGUGCCCAUUUUAGCUGUGACCAUCCACCCUCAGACUGGGCUGGUGUACCCCCUGGGAGGUGUGCAUGUGUGUCCCCUCACCCGACUGCCCCAGCCCAUCCAGGUGGGCUCUCCCAUGUUGGACCCCAUGACAGGAAAUGUGGUGCUGAUUGCCGGAGUCAGUCUAGAUCCAAUAACAGGAGCGGUGCUUCCAGUAGGCGGCCUCCUCCUGGGUGAGUCCUUCAUCGAGCCCCUGAGCAGCAUGGUGGUUCGGGUGGGCGGCGGUAGCAUCCGGGCUGGGAAGCUGGUGCCUCAUGCCGGGGGGUUCCAGGCUCUACUGAACAGCCAGACUCUGGUUGCCCGUAUCCGCCUGGUGGAGCUUCUGCGUGGGCUCAGAGAGGACUGGGGCUCUGGGGAGAUGGGUUUGCUGGGUCUGCAGGCCCAGAGGAAGGAGACUGAGCUGGGACGGAUCCAGGCUGCAGCCAAGGAGUUGGAGCAGGCCUGGGGGAAAGGGCUACACUGUCACCUGCAGCUGCUGAGCCGGCUGGAGACCCUGCUGGACUGGGCCUGGGGCGUUGCCCAAGAUGGUGGCGUCCAAGGAGAAAUCCAUCUCCCUGGUGCUGAUCUGUCCCUGCCGGCACUGCCUGGGAUGGAGUAUCCUGAUCCACAGGGCUCUGGCCUAACGGUUCCCAUCCUGGGGGCUCAAAUGGACCCUGUGUCAGGACUCGCUGUCCCCCUGGCUGGAACCAUGGAGGACCCAGAUGGCAAAGGACUAGUUGCGAUUCGUUUUGGGGCCCUGACAGUGGACCCUGUAACAGGGGUGCUGGCACCUGUUGUGGGGGUUCGCCUGGAUGUGUCCAGACAGACUGUUGUGCCUGUUACUGCUUCAUACUGCCUGGCUCUGGGAGAUAAUACUGACAGUGUGCUGGUGGAGGCCCUGCGGAAGGAGUGGUGUCUGAGGAACAGGUACUGGAAAGAGGAGAAACAGAAGGAGGAGGAGCUGCUAGGGGAUCUGGAUGCAGCUCUGCAGCACUGUGUCCUCGUGGCCACUCAGGAGGACUCUGAGCAGGCCCACUGGGUGGACAACGAGAGGCAGCUGAGGGAGGCUACAGCGGAGCUUCAUGAGGCUGGCCAGUCAGAAGCCCAGAGGAGAGCAUCCCAGCUCUCAGACCUGUCUCUGCUCCUGCCUCCUCACGUUCUGCUCAUCCUCACUCAAGGUGAUGAUAAGGAGUGGGAGCAGCAGUGCUGCUGGCAGACAGAGCUGGUGGCUGGGCUGGACAGGGUGAACGUGUGCGUGGAGAAACUGCAGCAAGACCAGGAAAGUUGGACAGCACAGAGAGGAGAGCAGACGCCAUCAGUCCAUGUCAUGGAUGGGAAACUGAGACAGAGAGAAAUAUGGGAGCAGCUAAACUCCAGGCAGGCAGAACUAGAUGCUGCUCUUAUAGAGCUGCGUUGUGUCCGAGAACUCUGCCAACUCCGUGCAGAUACAGCGCAGUCUGUGUUAUCAGGUUCCUUCUGGUACAAGGAGUUUGGGCUGGCCAGGCUGAUGGUCCCCAGUAACCCUCUGAAGGUGGUGUCGUUGACCCAGCAGAAAGCUGUGCCUCUCCUGGAGCGACUCAUUCAGCUUCUGGAGGAGAACAAAGAGCCAAGUCUCUCCCCGAGCACCUACCGCCAGCGCAUCUCUGGUUUGUCAACAAAACAGACGUUUGGAUUGGAGACAUGUUCUCGUGCAUGGACAGAGUCCGUGCCUGUGGUUAAAGUGAGAGAUAUCUAUGAAGGAAUCUCCACCCAGUCUCUGAGAGACCCAAUGAAGGCUCAGCCUCAGGACCAGGAUUCGAAGGGCCCCAGUGUCCCCCAGCCCAGUCCUCCUCACUCACAGACAGCUCACAGAAAAGCUGCCAUCUCUGACAUACACUCACAAGAGGGCGAGCCUAUGAAAGAAUCUGUUCAGCAGUCACAUGUCUGUGUCCCCACACUGUCAGAGGGGGAGUGGGAUAAACUGCUGGAGCUCUCCCCACUCUUCCAGCUUCUAAAGCGUGUGGAAAGGAAGCUGAGGGGCCCAGCGCAAGACGCAGGACUUCUGAGGGGGGAGCUUGACGGCAGAGCGAGCUCUUUUAUUGACUAUCUGGAUGCACAGUGGGAGUGUGAAGGAGAGCUGCUCCUUCUUGACCCAGGUCUUCUUAAUCCCAGAGAGUUCCUGGUCUACCACCAUGGACUAUUCCUACUGCAAACACUGCACACUCUCGAACUGACUCCAGCAGUCUCACUCCAGAUAGCAACUAGUCUUCCAUCCAAUAACUACAAAUACAACGCCUUCCGGAAUUCCUUCUUUUAUCAGGAGGCUGAGAAGACAGUGUUUGUGCGUCGCCAGAGACUGCAGUCAGUGGGAGGAUUCUCUCUGCUCCUCUUGCACUGUCUGUCACAUGUCGCUGUUGGGGACAUGUGCGUCGACUCCAGUCCUACCUUCCAACGGGCUUUCUUCAAGCUGCUGCAAGCAUGUCUGGGUGAGCUAUUCGAGGCCCGACUAGAGAGUUCCUCAAUGGGUAUGGAAUGUGCUGCUCCACAGAGCUCCAUGCCAUGGGACUCCCACCCCACCUCCCUGCUGGAGGGGCUUCAGAGGCCCAGUCGGGGGCUCCUUUCACAGGAAGAGGUGGAGGGACUCCUGCAGAAGCACAGGGAGGAUUUGGUGUUCCUCCAUGUUGAAAGGCUGUUGAGAAAGAAGAGCUUGGGGCUCCGAACCAUGGAAGUGCGUCACAAAGCCCAGGAGGAAAAUACUGAUCAAGCUCAGUGAUUCUCCACCAGGGGGGCAUAUGACAUGAUUUAGGGGUCCCUGGAUUUUGGGAAAGCAUUUUAGUAAGCGUCGGAACGGAAAAUGUUGAGAGCCCCUCACAUACAGUACUUUUUACAAUUCAUGAUGGCUGAUCUGCUUGGGAAAUACACAGUUGUGUAUGGACUGGCAACUGAUGAAAGACCAAAACGUUCUCCUUGGGAGUGUGACGGAGAGGUUCUUCAUGCACACACACACACCUAUCCUUUUACAAUCUGUAUACAACCUGACCAUGACGUCACAAAAUACCUCAGACUGACAUCACUGCAACCAGGUUUGCCCACUGGGACUAGAAUGCUGGGAGGGUGGCGCAGGAGGUGUCCCUCAUACCUAUGUGUGUUGAGAUUAUUUUUUAGGAUCAUCAGUUGCUGUUGUCAGUUACAGGCACAAUCUGUGAUAUUUCCUGCUGUUCAAUGGUCAUGUCAAUGAAUACCCAUUGGUUCUUGAUGAAUAUAACUUUAAAAAUGCCUUAUGGAUUUAGUGCAACUGCAUUACUCUAUCAUAAUCCAAAAUAUAGGUUGCAAUGCUCCAUGUUUUAGCUUUUUUUUGUCAUCUUACUUUUUGUUAACAAUAAUUGUAUAAUUUAAAGAAAUGUGUAUGUUUAAAACUAUCAUAUCAAUCUUUUUGAUAACCCUUGUAUCCAUAGCUGAGUGUAUGAAUUUGACAGUGGUUGCAUUUCUUCAGUUCCACCUCCCUGCUUAAAUGGCGGCUGCUGCUGUUGGGCUGAAACAUUGUGGUAUUAAAAUCGAGAUUGUAGUAGAGGUUUUGAGUUUUAGAACAUUGGUAUACACAGUCUUGACACAGGACACUGUAAGAGGACAGAUAAGUCUUAAAACCUUUUCAAAAAUCCAAGACUGAUUUAUACACUUUAUGCAAUGAUCAGCCUGUACUUUUGAUGUAAACUGUUAUGCCUGUAUUGCUUGUAUCAACAUUUCUAUGUCUCAAAUGUGCUUGGAAAUAAAUAAACAAAGACUAU
This is a messenger RNA of Oncorhynchus kisutch (coho salmon), 4638 nucleotides long. RefSeq lists its product as uncharacterized. NCBI's taxonomy places the organism in Eukaryota, Metazoa, Chordata, Actinopteri, Salmoniformes, Salmonidae. The coding region runs from base 21 to 3626 and encodes 1201 amino acids. The record is from RefSeq and is a predicted model, not a curated record. The transcript is spliced from 22 exons.